GUAAUCUGGAUGAGAAAGUGAGUGAUAGGGUGUUAUAUGAUAUUCUCAUUCAAGCAGGGCGUGUGGUGGACUUGUAUAUUCCCCGAGAUAAGGAAACCAAUCGUCCAAAAGGCUAUGCAUUUGCAGAAUACGAAACUGAAGAGGUCGCAGACUAA
Messenger RNA from Ilex paraguariensis (yerba mate), 155 nucleotides. NCBI's taxonomy places the organism in Eukaryota, Viridiplantae, Streptophyta, Magnoliopsida, Aquifoliales, Aquifoliaceae. The record is from the annotation of a GenBank genome assembly.